AUGCCCACUAAAGCAUUCGAACACAUUCAUGUCGCCGUCGUGGGAAAGUUCGAGGACGGCGAGAAAUUUCAAGGCUGGAUACGACACAAUGGUGGGGAUUAUUAUAAGAAGGUCGACUCGCGUGUUACUCAUCUGAUUGCAUCUGAGGACGCCUUUCGAAAGAAUGUUGAAGCAGUUCAGACAGCAAAAGAGCUGGGUACAAUCCAUAUUGUCAACUACGACUGGCUUUAUGACUCGCUUCAGACUAAACCUUCACCCCGUCCAAAGAAGGCAGUGGCAUAUCUUUGGGAAAAUAUCCUGGAGCCGGAGUUGAGGCCUCUAAAGAGACCAAGACGGUCGUCGCCACCGCAACCUGCCCCAAAGCCCAAGAGCCGCAUAAAGGAUCCAUUUGCUAAAACAACCCCCGCCAAACGCCGGAGGACUGUGGCUUUGCCCAAGGGAAAUGUUUACGUCGAAGAAAGUACCAAUGAAUCUUGGGACGCGACAUUGCAUCGUCCACAGCAAGAUGGAAAACGUGAGAAGUUUCGUGUGGCGAUCUUCAAGUCUAUGCAGAAGCCAGAAACUUAUUCAGUGUAUGCAAAAUAUUCUCGCGUGGGGAAAUCAGAAGUUACGGUCCUUGCUCCUCCAAAGAGCAGCCUGACAGUCGCAAAGACCAAAUUCAAGGAGCUUUUUCUCCUUCAAACAGGGAAAGAAUGGGAGGACAGAACAGAUUCAACUCUUCCUCCUCCUAAGAAGGACGAUGAAGGAAAUUCUCUACCUUUCCAUGAAGGCUGGUAUGAUUACCAAGCGGAAAGUGUUUUGUCCGUGUUCCUUAAGCAACCUGGUCUGUCUGAGCGCCCGGUGGCGAGUGAAGGGGAUGUUCCUCGUGUCGAUAAAUCAGAGGACACGAAAAGUCCAGUCAAUGAGCAUGUAUCUUCUGCUGAUGGGAAAGCCCCUCUGGAGAUGCCCGCGUCGAUUGGGGAAGACAGCGGCUUUGAUGCUGAUGUCGACUCCUUGGAGAUGAAUUUGGCUCACUCAUUUCGUGGAUCUUCGCCUGUCGUGCCGCUAGAAGAUUUUGUGGCUAAUGGCCGGGAUCAUGGUGCUGAAAUUGGGGAUUUAGCAUAG
Messenger RNA from Penicillium angulare, 1104 nucleotides. Its product is annotated as BRCT domain protein. The transcript has 5 exons. The coding region runs from base 1 to 1104 and encodes 367 amino acids. Lineage: Eukaryota; Fungi; Ascomycota; Eurotiomycetes; Eurotiales; Aspergillaceae. The record is from RefSeq and is a predicted model, not a curated record.